Molecule: messenger RNA, 1455 nt
Organism: Chenopodium quinoa (quinoa)
Lineage: Eukaryota; Viridiplantae; Streptophyta; Magnoliopsida; Caryophyllales; Amaranthaceae
Product: probable serine/threonine-protein kinase WNK5
Exons: 1
Coding region: 1-1455 (484 amino acids)
Biological process (GO): protein phosphorylation; intracellular signal transduction
Cellular component (GO): cytoplasm
Molecular function (GO): ATP binding; protein serine/threonine kinase activity
Source: RefSeq, a predicted model, not a curated record
AUGGCUGCUUCGAGUUCACAAGCUAACGAUUAUACGGUUAGGGAGACAGACCCAACAACGCGAUUCGCAAGGUACGAAAUAUUCAUAGGAGAAGGCUCGUCAAAAAAAGUUUACAGGGGAUUGGAUAGGCGUUAUGGUACUGAAAUAGCUUGGAGUAAGGUGAGAUUACUACCAGGAAAAGAAGCGUCUAGGGAAAAUCUUGAGGAAUUAUGUGCCGAACCUGAAUUAUUGAGGUCUCUAGACCACGAAAACAUUACGAAAUGUUAUCAUUAUUGGAUUGAUGAUGACCAGAAAGUCGUCCACAUGAUUACUGAGUUUUGUUCUUCAGGAAAUCUGACAGACUAUAGCAGGGAACAUGUACCUGCUCUUGUGGGUAAUAUGGCGAUCAAGAUUUGGUGUAGACAGAUUUUAAGUGCGUUACAUUAUCUUCAUACUCAUAAUCCGCCUAUUACUCACCGUGAUAUUAAGUGUAGUAACAUAUUUGUUAAAGGUAACACGAGCACGAUUAAACUAGGAGACUUGGGAAUUGCAAAGAUUUUUGAAUCAGGGAGUACACCAGCGUUUCAGACUGAUAUAUUUUCGUUUGGGACUAGCUUAACGCAGAUGAUGAAUAAGGAAGUACAAAUCACAGAACUCAGCAGCGACAAUGAUCUGGUUGACAUCGGUUUCAAGCCUGUUGGGUUACUCAGUGUGACUGAUCCUCAAAUGAAGCAGUUGAUUGAUAAGUGUAUUGACUUUGCACCUGAUAUUGUUAGACCAUCAGCAUUGGACCUUCUGAAUGACCCAUUGCUUGCAGUCGAUGUUGCUGACACAUCGACUGCAAGUACUUGUGCUGGUAGUCUGUCUCUGAAUGAAUCUGUGCAAGAUCAGGUGGCUGGACUACUACUGCAGCCUACAGAAGUACUGAUGGAAUUUGACAGCGGAUAUAAGAAAUUCUGGUUACAGGGGAAAAUGUCAGAGGAUGUAUCGAUAUCUAUUACUUUGAGGAUUAUUAUUGAUGGCCUUGAUAUGGUUAGAAUGAUAAGUUUUGAGUUCUUGCUCGGAGUUGAUACAAUUCCUGAUAUCAUGGAGAACAUUCGACGAGAAAUUGACUCGUCUGCUAAAGUAAUCGCGCUGGUUUCUAAGAAUAUGGAACAACUCAUAACAGAAUUUCCGUAUGAACAUUGUGACAGUAACACACCUUCAACUGUUGCUGUGGAAGAUUGGUGUCUGCAGGAUUUAUUUUCCGAGGAAACGUUUAGUGAUGAUGCUCCAAGAGCACAUGAGAAAUCAAAUUAUGCUCCUCCAAGUGGAAAUGAGAGACGACCGAAUGAUGCUACACCUAGAACUUCCUCAAAUAGAAGCCAUCACAACGAGGAUGCAGAGCAACAGCAGUCGCAGCAUGGAAGGUCUGAGGAUAAUCGAAGAAGAGGCAACUGGAAGCUGUCAUUAUGUUCUUGGUGUGCCAAAUUCUGA